This is a messenger RNA of Misgurnus anguillicaudatus (oriental weatherfish), 3188 nucleotides long. The record is from RefSeq and is a predicted model, not a curated record. NCBI's taxonomy places the organism in Eukaryota, Metazoa, Chordata, Actinopteri, Cypriniformes, Cobitidae.
GCAUUUCCACAGAAGAAAUGUUUAAACCUUUCCUGGUUUCAGACUUUGAUGAUUGACUUAAUAAUUCACUGGACAGCAUCACACCCAAUGAUGAUGUAGAGACUGAUUUACCAAAUCAGGUUUCAUAAAUCUAUAAAGAGGCUCACCUGCCCAAAUAGAGAGACAAAAUUGCUGUUGAAGUCAAAGGAUUCUACAGGAACAAUGAGUGCUUCCAAACUUCGGGAUAGCUCCUGCAGCAGUGACGUGAGAAUCGGACAUUCUCUGAAUAAAUAUGAGGAAGACUUUGUAAGCAAGAGAAAAGAAACUGUUCAACUAUGUCUCCAGAAGCUCGGGAUCAUCUGCAAUCUGACUGAUCUGCCAAAAAUUGCACUACUGGGUUCUGGAGGAGGAGAACGAGCCAUGCUGGGUUUACUGGGAUCUCUGGUUGGACUUGACAAAACAGGUCUACUGGACUGCAUCCUUUAUCUGAGUGGAAUCUCUGGAUCAACCUGGUGCAUGGCGUCUUUAUAUCAGGAGUCAAACUGGUCCACUAAUCUUGACUCAGUGAAACAGAAGAUCAUUCAGAGACUCAAAGGUCCUGCUGUGAGCUGGGGUGAUGCGAUUUCCAAACUGAAGAAAUAUUAUUAUGAGAAAGACAUCUUCAGUUUAACAGAUCUUUGGGCAGUGAUGAUCGUCACUUCAUUUGUAAAAGAGAUAAAUGAACACAAAGUUUCAGAGCAGCAGGUUGGAGAUCCGCUUCCCAUCUAUACAGUGAUUGACAAGGGAUUCAAACAGCACCAUGAUGGAGAUCCCUGGUUUGAGAUCAGCCCACAUGAAGCAGGUUAUUCUCUUACUGGAGCAUUUGUAAACGUCUCUAAAUUUGGCAGUAAGUUUGAGGGUGGCUGUAAGAUUAAGGAUCAGCCUGAAAAGGACAUGCUUUACCUGCAAGCUCUGUGUGGCAGUUGUAUCGCUGAUGGAGACAGCAACAAAGAAUUCAUUUGGGAAAAAAUAAAAGAAUUUUUUAAACAUUUAUUUAAUAGCAAGAAAGAGCUUUCUGUGGAGAGCUGGGAAGAUAAAACUCCACCUAUAGACAUUGCUUACCAAGUGCUCAUGGAUCUGGUGGAAAUGAAUCUCUUAGUGUUGAAAGGCGAAGAUCCUUCUCAUCUCAAAAGCACCAUCAGAGAAAAUCUAACAGAACUAACAGGAGAAAAAUGUCAGCUGGUGUUUCAGAUAGAAACGGGCGAUGUUAAACAACAAACGAUGCAGUUCAGUCUGGAUGUGUGUGACUGUUUAAAUCUCAAGUUCAGUAUCUGGCCGGUUGAUGUUUGUUGUAGCAUUAUUAAGUGCAUGGUUCAGUGGAUCUGGGGCAGAACGUACAACUUUCUCCACAAAAUGAAAGAUGAUGGAGUGCCUGCCGUUCUUCGGGACAGUGAGACGAGAGACUUUGAAGAUGCCGGUAUGUUGCUCAACUCACCUUACAUGUCAGUACUGAGACAGGAGAGAGACGUUGACCUCAUCAUUUCCCUGGAUUUCAGUGAUGGAGAUCCUUUUGAGACAGUGAAGAUAGCUGCUAAAAUGUGCAAGAAACAAAAAAUCCCUUUUCCUGAAGUUGAUAUACUGCCUGUGAAAUACCCAGAGGACUUUUAUGUGUUUAAAGGCCAUGGAGAAGCACCGACCGUGAUCCACAUCCCUCUCUUCAACACGGUCAACUGUGGAGAUAAAAUUAAGGAGUGGAGAGAGAAAUAUCGCACAAUUAAAUUUCCCUACAGUCCUGAUAUGAUUGAUCCUCUUCUGGAUGUCGCUGGGAAAAACAUCACAAACAACAAAGAGAAACUGCUGGAUGAGAUUCGAGCGUGCAUUAAAAAGAAAUCUUUUUCUAAAUAAAUAAUCCCAAAUAAGGGUUCUUCAGCUUCUGACAAUAGCAGAACCCCUUUUGGUGCUAAACAGAAGCCUAAAAAUAACCUAAUCUUAGAAACUAUGGGCUCUAUCUUACACCCGGCGCAAUGCAGCGCAAUGCGCGACGCAAGUGUCUUUCGCUAGUUUCCACCCUAAUUUUCACGUUUAGCGCCGCGUUGUUUAAAUAGCAAAUGCAUUUGCGCCCCCUUUGCGCCCAUGGGCGUUCUGGUCUGAAAAACGAGGUGUGUUCAGGCGCAUUGUUGGCGCGUUGCUAUUUUGAGGCAACUAAAAUAGACUACGCCAUUGACCAACAAAAACCUGGUCUAAAGUCUAAAGUCAAUGGCGCAAUAUGUUUUAUGUUAUUUAAAGAGCGCAUUAGUAAUAUGCGCCUAUAAACGGGAGGACAACGCGGGUUUGCUUAUCACAAAGUACAUAAAUGCGCAGCAGCACAAAAAUGCUUUUAAAUAUGAAAGAUUAAAGGAUUGAAUUUAAGAGAUUAUUAUUGAUUAUAUAUAUUUAUAAAUGAGGACUGAUUAUGAGACGUUAAAAGGCACAAAGAGCUGCUUUACCUGCAGCCUGAAAAGUAAAUAAAUGCUUUGCUUUAAACAAAUGCGUCUGUUUUUAAAUGUUUUUUUUUAAUGCUACCUCACGGAUUUAUUGUAUAUGAUGUACCUGUGGAUAUGGCGAGAUGAGAAACAUUUGUAAGUAAUGCUUAAAAAAAUUCUUUGCUAAAAAAAACGCUGUCCAAAGUGCUGAAACGUGAGGAGAGCCGUUUGUAAAUUCUUUAUCUCCUGUUUGUUACAAAUAAAGUAUUUUUAGAGUACAAACCUUAUCUUACAUACUUGUAAAUUAUGUUUUGAUGAUAUUGGAUAGCCAUACAUUUAAAGCAAUUACAAGCCUGCUUUUUACUUCCAUGACUAAAAGAAAACGGGUUUUAAAGGUUUUAAUAAAAAAAUAACAAUUUCAAUAUAAGGGAAAAACAACACAAUUAUUUAACAUUAAUCUUAAACUGGGAUCUUCUACCUCCGCUUAGUUUUUCAGUUUACAAAGUCCGUCAUCUAAAUAGGGAUUAGUCAUAGCGCCAGCGCAACUUGCUUUUAAAGGGAAUGAGAGCUGAGUCUCUCAUUGGUUUACUGCACGUUACGCCCAAAAUACUCCCAUUACAAUAGGACCUACCCUUUUCGACCAUGCGCUCGGCGCAAAAAUGAUUUUUCCCGUCGUUAAAUUAGCAAAAGUGGAUUCGGACACGCCCAUUUAGACGUUGCGCUGUGCGCUUUAGACAAUGCGCUUAGAUCGUUAAAAUAGGGCCCUAU